Onychomys torridus (southern grasshopper mouse) is the source of this 2462-nucleotide messenger RNA. RefSeq names its product estrogen receptor 2 (gene Esr2). Gene Ontology annotation, cellular component: nucleus. Gene Ontology annotation, biological process: regulation of DNA-templated transcription; cellular response to estradiol stimulus; estrogen receptor signaling pathway. Gene Ontology annotation, molecular function: zinc ion binding; nuclear receptor activity; nuclear estrogen receptor activity. The coding region runs from base 338 to 2041 and encodes 567 amino acids. The transcript is spliced from 10 exons. NCBI's taxonomy places the organism in Eukaryota, Metazoa, Chordata, Mammalia, Rodentia, Cricetidae. The record is from RefSeq and is a predicted model, not a curated record.
UUAAAAGGAAGACGCACUAACGCCGUUAGUUGUGGGUAAUCUUGGCAGCUCCUCCAGCUGCUAAUCUUUUUGAAACGGACUCCCAGGUCCCUGCCUCCUCCGAAGCUUCUAGAACCACCUCUUGAAACUUCCUGGGAGUAGAGGAGGCGAGGAGCCUGGCAUCCUUGGCAUCCGCUCUGGGUAGAGUCUGGCAGCCGCCGCAGGGCUGAGCGACAGCCAGUGGCUGCGAGUCCCGCGCGGGGGACCAAGGAGAGCACGUGUCUGCAUUUAGAGAAUGCAAAAAAAGAGAAUGUUUACCUGCCAGGCAUCACACCUGCCAUGAGUCUUUGAGAACAUAAUGUCCAUCUGUACGUCUUCUCACAAGGAUUUUUCUCAGCUGCUACCUGCUCAAGACAUGGAUAUCAAAAACUCACCAUCAAGCCUUAAUUCCCCUGCUUCCUACAACUGCAGCCAGCCCGUCCUACCGCUGGAGCACGGUCCCAUCUAUAUCCCUUCCUCCUAUGUAGACAGCCGCCAUGAGUACUCAGCUAUGACAUUCUAUAGUCCUGCUGUGAUGAAUUACAGUGUCCCCAGCAGUGCCAAUAACCUGGAAGGUGGGCCUGGUCGACAGACCACAAGCCCAAAUGUGUUGUGGUCAACUUCCGGACACCUCUCUCCUUUGGCCACUCACUGCCAGUCCUCAAUUCUGUAUGCAGAACCUCAGAAGACUCCUUGGUAUGAAGCAAGAUCACUAGAACACACCUUACCUGUGAACAGAGAGACACUGAAAAGGAAACUUAGCGGGAGCAGUUACGCCAGCCCUGUUACUAGUCCAACUUCAAAGAGGGAUGCUCACUUCUGCGCAGUCUGCAGCGAUUACGCAUCUGGGUAUCACUAUGGCGUCUGGUCGUGCGAAGGAUGUAAGGCCUUUUUUAAAAGAAGCAUUCAAGGACACAAUGAUUAUAUCUGUCCAGCCACGAAUCAGUGCACCAUAGACAAGAACCGGCGAAAAAGCUGUCAGGCAUGCCGACUUCGCAAGUGUUACGAAGUAGGAAUGGUCAAGUGUGGAUCCAGGAGAGAAAGGUGUGGGUACCGUCUAGUACGAAGACAGAGAAGUUCCAGUGAGCAGGCGCACUGCCUGAGCAAAGCCAAGAGAAACAGUGGGCACAUACCUCGGGUGAAGGAGCUCCUGCUGAGCACCCUGAGCCCAGAGCAGCUGGUGCUCACCCUCCUGGAGGCAGAGCCGCCCAAUGUGCUAGUGAGCCGUCCCAGCAUGCCCUUCACCGAGGCCUCCAUGAUGAUGUCCCUCACUAAGCUGGCCGACAAGGAAUUGGUGCACAUGAUUGGCUGGGCCAAGAAAAUCCCUGGUUUUGUGGAGCUCAGUCUGUUGGACCAAGUCCGGCUCUUGGAGAGCUGCUGGAUGGAGGUGUUAAUGGUGGGGCUGAUGUGGCGCUCAAUCGACCACCCCGGCAAGCUCAUCUUUGCUCCAGACCUCGUUCUGGACAGGUCAUCAGAAGACCCUCACUGGCACGUUGCGCAGAUGAAGAGCGAUGCCCCAAGGGAUGAGGGCAAGUGCGUGGAAGGGAUUCUGGAAAUCUUUGACAUGCUCCUGGCGACGACAUCGAGGUUCCGUGAGUUAAAGCUCCAGCAUAAAGAAUAUCUCUGUGUGAAGGCCAUGAUCCUCCUCAACUCCAGUAUGUACCCCUUGGCGACGGCAAGCCAGGAGGUGGAGAGCAGCCGGAAGCUGACGCAUCUAUUGAACGCAGUGACAGAUGCCCUGGUCUGGGUGAUUGCAAAGAGUGGCAUUUCCCCCCAGCAGCAGCCAGUUCGCCUGGCCAAUCUCCUGAUGCUUCUUUCUCAUGUCCGACACAUCAGUAACAAGGGCAUGGAGCAUCUGCUCAGCAUGAAGUGCAAAAACGUGGUCCCAGUGUACGACCUGCUGCUGGAGAUGCUGAAUGCUCACACGCUUCGAGGGUACAAGUCCUCAGUCUCGGCGUCUGAUUGCAGCUCAGCAGAGGACAGCAAGAGCAAAGAGGCCUCCCAGAACCCACAGUCUCAGUGACAGCUAGGCCUAAGGUGGACAUUCUGCAGAGCUGGUCAAAGGUGGAACCCUACACCCUUGCAGCUCCCCAGCUGGGGCUUCAUCUUAUGGCUGUCUUGGUCAUGCACCCUUCCCCCACAUUCAGCUUCCCAGGGGUCAGGGUGGGUGGGUUGCAGUGUCCCUGUACCGGGGGAUACCUUUGAAUGCAGAGUUCUCUCUUUUGUAUAGCCUUAGAAGGUUCUCGAUGUGAUCCUUCUCUCACUUUAUCUCCUCUGCCCACUCGGGAAGACAUCGUAAAGCUUCUGGAAUGGAUGGUGAAAGUCUGACUCAAAGGAUUGGCCUUAGACAAGGGAGAUAUGGUGACACUCUGCAGCAGGACUUCUUAACCUCUCUGAUGCUGUGACCCUUUAAUGCAGCUCCUCAUGUUGUGGUGACCCCCAAC